ACAUGACCACAAUGGAAAUCGCGCGCCACGCCAAACAGACUCUGCACGCCCCUGCGCUCCGAUUUGAUGCUCUCUGAGAUUCUGAAAAUACACGAAGGAGAAAGACAAGUCCCAAGGCAUGAAUACAAUAUUUAAUCAACUAUAUGUCCACUCUAAGCGUCCGUCUUGCUGUACCUAUUGACCAUCGAUAGUUGUGUGCUCAAGUUUACCGAGAUCCAAAGUUGUCAGGCAGCGUUCAUUGAACGCAUGCGCAUUGCAUCCACUAUCCAGCUCAAAAUAAGAGUUAAAACAGAAACGAGUGCAGGAGGAGGAGAGCGGGGAGAGAUGACUGACACCCCGCCCAGCGAUGGCCCCUCCCAGGGGGCAGAGUUUGACAUGAUGGGCGCUCUGGACUGGCAGGACGGCAUCGCCACACUGCCCGGCAGCGACAUCAAGUUCCGUAUGACAGAGUUUGGAACUUUGGAGAUCGUGACAGAGCCAGAGGUCAAAGAGGCAGGGCCAACCCCCCAGAACCCUGCCCAGUCAAAAAGCCCCACCCCUCCACCAGAGGCCCAAUCGGAGAGCAGUGCAGCCUCUUCUGCAGCCAAGGAAGUCCAGCCACUUGCACCUAAGGCUCAAGGCCCUGUGCUUCUGUCUCUAGAGGAGGGUCCCACUAUGGAGGAGCCGAGAGUGGAGGUGGGCCCCAGGGCGGAGGCGGAGGUGGGCCCCAGGGCGGAGGCGGAGGUGGGCCCCAGGGCGGAGGCGGAGGUGGGCCCCAGGGAGGAGGCGGAGGUGGACCCCAGGGAGGAGGCGGAGGUGGGCCCCAGGGAGGAGGCGGAGGUGGGCCCCAGGGCGGAGGCGGAGGUGGGCCCCAGGGCGGAGGCGGAGGUGGGCCCCAGGGCGGAGGCGGAGGUGGGCCCCAGGGCGGAGGCGGAGGCGGGCCCCAGGGCGGAGGCGGGCCCCAGGGCGGAGGCGGGCCCCAGGGCGGAGGCGGGCCCCAGGGCGGAGGCGGGCCCCAGGGCGGAGGCGGGCCCCAGGGCUGCGAUGGCGGGCCCCAGGGCGGAGGCGGGCCCCAGGGCUGCGAUGGCUAGCUGUAGGUCGUGUGGGGGCUCCGGUCCACUGGAGAGUUUCCUCCAGGGCAAAUACUGCAGCUCCAUUUGUGUCCAGCCCUCCAGUGGCAGGUCAUCACCCGGAGAGCGGAGGGAGAGGGAGGGGGGACUGGGGAAACGAGUGAGGAAGAAGAGGAAGAUCUACAUGGACUCUGGUGAUGAAGACGAAGACAACCAGGAGGAGGAAGAGGACAAGUCCAAGGCUGUCAAAGGGAGGAGAGCUGCUAAGCUGGCAAAGCUAGUGACAGCCCCACCCAAUAAGAAGCGACCCUGGAGCUGGCCCUCCUACAUGGAGGAGGAGAAGGCUAUAGCUGCCCCCCUUAAACUGUUCAAGGAGCACCAGUCGUUCCCUCAGAGCAGGAAUGCCUUCAAAGUGGGGAUGAAGUUAGAAGGACUGGACCCCUGUCACCCCUCUCUGUUCUGUGUGCUCAGUGUUGCUGAGAUCCAGGGUUAUAGGGUAAGGCUUCAUUUUGACGGGUAUCCAGAGUGCUAUGACUUCUGGGUAAAUGCUGACACCUGGGAUGUAAAGCCGGCAGGCUGGUGUGAGAAGAUGGGACACAAGCUGCUACUGCCGAAAGGUUGUAAGGAUGGGGAGUUCAACUGGAACAUGUAUGUGAAGAACUGCAGAGGUCAGCUGGCCCCCAAACACCUCUUCAAGAGCCUCAACACGUCGGUGACUCCGUCAGGGUUCCGUGCGGGUAUGAAGCUAGAGGCGGUGGAUAAGAAGAACCCAUAUCUGAUCUGCGUAGCGUCCAUCGCGGCUGCUGUUGACAACAGACUCCUCAUACACUUUGACAACUGGGACGACACCUAUGACUACUGGUGUGAUGCCAGCAGUCCCUACAUCCACCCUGUAGGCUAUUGUGAGGAGGCUGAGCUGACCCUCACCACCCCUGCUGAGUAUAAGCACCCGAGGAGUUUUUCCUGGGAUAAAUACAUGGAGGAGACUGGCACACAGGCAGCCCCUGCACGUGCCUUCAAACUGCGUCCGUGCCAUGGGUUCCAGGCUGGAAUGAAGCUGGAAGCCGUCGAUAAGAGGAAUCCCAUGCUCAUCCGCGUAGCAACCAUCGCAGAGGUGGAGGACCACCGACUGAGGAUCCAUUUCGAUGGCUGGAGUGAGGAGUACGACUACUGGGUGGAUGCUGACUGCCCAGACUUGCACCCUGUGGGCUGGUGUCAGAAGACCAGUCAUCCCCUACAACACCCCUCCAAUGGCUCCACUGAUUUGCUGGUCCUCCCAGGGCAGGGCUGUCCUACCCCAGGAUGCAAUGGGGUUGGUCACAUCCGUGGACCCCGCUACGGAACCCACUACACGGGGGUGAGCUGUCCGUACUCAGAGAUGAACCUGAACAGGGAGGGCCAGGUACCAGACCGUCUGAGUGGAGAACGACCUAUGACCCUGAGUGGACCUCAUCACCGUGGGCGACGCCCAGACCCUCCUCCACACACCCAGACAAACAGCCCCACCACACCGGAGCAGCCCGAGCCUGCAGACGACUCCCCUCAGACCAGUGUAACUAGGGGGCCGACGGUUGACGAGGGUGAACGAUCCAGGUGCAGCAGUCAGAGUGAGCCACUAGGGGGCUCCACUGAGCCCAUCAACGACGGAGCCAAGGCCAAGAGGUCUGCUCCAGUCCCAAAGUAUCUGAAGCUGCACGUCGUCAAGCAGGAGAGUGGAGAUGGGAAAGACUCCCUGUCUCUCCAGCAGGCGCUCCAUGAGUCAGUGUUCUCCCCAGGUGGCUCCUCCUCUCCCCCUCACAGGGUGGCUCUGUGCUGGGACAAACACUGCCAGCUGCUCCCUGAGGUCCUGGGCCUCACAGCUAAGAGAGUUGCAACCUGGACCGCCGACGAGGUGGCCAGUUUUGUCAAAGGGCUCCCAGGCUGCAAAGAGCAUGCUGCCACCUUCAGGACAGAGCAAAUGGAUGGAGAGGCCUUCCUGCUUCUCACCCAAGCAGACAUAGUCAAGAUCCUGUCAAUCAAACUAGGCCCUGCCCUCAAGAUAUACAACGCCAUACUCAUGCUGAAGAACGCUGAUGAGGAGUGAGACGCCCCCUCACGCUUCAUUUCCUCCCACACCCGACCGCUGUAUCUGAAUAGUCUAGAGAAGUUUAAUCUCCUUUCUUUGCCUCCUCACCUUAUCCUCUUUGGUCUUCAUCUGCACUGAUCUGAGCCCGUAGGAUAGGUCAGAGCAACGUAAUGGAUGGCCACCAGGAAUCUGCUUUCAGCUAUCCUGUUCUUCCACAUCAGUGUAGAGGAGUAGAGAGGAUGUACCUGGUGUCAGUGUAGAGGAGUAGAGAGGAUGUACCUGGUGUCAGUGUAGAGGAGUAGAGAGGAUGUACCUGGUGUCAGUGUAGAGGAGUAGAGAG
Molecule: messenger RNA, 3454 nt
Organism: Oncorhynchus tshawytscha (Chinook salmon)
Lineage: Eukaryota; Metazoa; Chordata; Actinopteri; Salmoniformes; Salmonidae
Product: lethal(3)malignant brain tumor-like protein 3
Exons: 21
Coding region: 247-3132 (961 amino acids)
Biological process (GO): regulation of DNA-templated transcription
Cellular component (GO): nucleus
Molecular function (GO): zinc ion binding; protein binding
Source: RefSeq, a predicted model, not a curated record